This is a messenger RNA of Branchiostoma belcheri (Belcher's lancelet), 807 nucleotides long. Its product is annotated as transmembrane protein 200A-like. The annotation marks the transcript as partial. The transcript has a single exon. Lineage: Eukaryota; Metazoa; Chordata; Leptocardii; Amphioxiformes; Branchiostomatidae. The record is from RefSeq and is a predicted model, not a curated record.
UGUGAAAUGUGAUUGCAGUUGCUUUUUAUAUUGGAUAGAAUCAGUCUGUUACGCAAGGCCUUGGCCCAGACUUUUACACAUAGGUUCUGGUCAGCAGAAUAGGACGCCAAUAUGAUGGGACGCGGUGCCCUGGCAGGGGCGAGGCUCGCCAGCGAGAGAAAGAAAAGAACCUCGAAACUGCAGAAGCAAGGAACGAGGAGGCUUCGCCGCAUAACACCCAGGCCGGCUAAGAUGAUGGUAAUCAAGGGUAGACUCAAUCUCCUGUCCCCGUACUCCAUCUGCGUCAUUCUGGGCUUCUGUAUCCUCGUUACCGGGGUGAUUAUGUGUAUGUUUGCGUACGAAUAUGUGGACGUCGCCUUGCGCAAUAACAACAAUUCUUCCAGCACCAUGGGUAUGGAAGCAGACCGGGCGUUUCCUACAGACCGGGCCUUUCUGCGGGACUUUCGGCUCAUCGGCCCACUGACUGUGGGAUUAGGGGUUUUCGCAGUGCUGUGUGGGGUGACGGCUUUACUGGAGGACCGAGACAGGAGAACGAAAAGAAUAUUCGUCCGAGAGCCUUCAGACGACGUACGGCAAGACGUCGACGGCGAUCUGGGGCAAAUCUCAGUACUUUGCAAAGGGUACCACCCGGGUUAUGCAUCUGUAUCGAGACUCUCCAAAUACAGACUCCCACGCUUUACAGUGGGCUCGUGCCCGAACCUGCGGUACCAGCCCGACUCGCCCGCUCGCCUGAACCCACUGCGGGGGUACAUGAAGUCCAUGCCCUCCCCCGUGCCGCUACGAGACUUUUACAGGUUUCAGCCUCUC